AUGAUUAUGGGUUAUCAAAUCUCGGACGAAUUGCUGGGUACGUUUGUUCCGAUUGUGGUGUAUUGGGGUUAUUCAGGGAUAUAUUGCCUCUUGGAAUGGCUCGAGGAUUAUAGGUUGCACUCGAAGCAGGACGAGGACGAGAAGAAUUUGGUCUCCAAAUGGACUGUCGUCAAAGGCGUCCUCUGUCAGCAAACUGUUCAAGCACUUGUUGCUACCCUCUUGUUUGCGGUUAUGGGAAGCGAUGAUGAAACAGCCGGAUCCGGCCAGGGUUAUUCUCUAACAGUAUUGGCUGUGCAGUUCAUCACAGCAAUGGUGAUCCUAGACACUUGGCAGUAUUUCAUGCACAGAUUCAUGCAUCAAAACAAGUUCCUCUACAAACACAUCCAUUCCCAGCACCACCGUCUAGUAGUUCCAUACGCUUAUGGAGCUCUGUACAAUCACCCGGUGGAGGGUCUGCUACUCGACACCGUUGGUGGGGCCCUGUCAUUCUUGCUCUCCGGCAUGUCACCCCGAGCCUCCAUUUUCUUCUUCUCGUUUGCCACCAUCAAAACGGUGGAUGACCACUGUGGGUUGUGGCUACCUGGGAACCCCUUCCACUUGUUCUUCAAGAACAACACUGCUUAUCAUGACAUCCACCAUCAACUGUAUGGAAGCAAGUACAACUUCUCUCAGCCGUUCUUUGUAACGUGGGACCGAAUUCUGGGAACCUAUAUGCCGUAUUCGCUUGAAAAGAGACGAGGUGGGGGAUUUGAAGCGCGGCCUGCUAAAGAGUUCAAGGAUGAUUGA
Messenger RNA from Linum trigynum, 786 nucleotides. Lineage: Eukaryota; Viridiplantae; Streptophyta; Magnoliopsida; Malpighiales; Linaceae. The record is from the annotation of a GenBank genome assembly.